AUGGAUUUCUCCUCACGGGGAGGCAACAAGGGUGCCGGCGUAGCUGGUGCCUCCGAAAGUAAUGUCGAUCGUCGCGAUCGCCUACGAAAGCUGGCGCUCGAAACCAUCGACCUCGCGAAGGACCCCUACCUUCUGAAAAAUCACCUCGGGGGUCUCGAGUGCAGGCUCUGUCUCACACUACACACCAACGAGGGCAGCUACUUAGCACAUACUCAAGGCAAGAAGCACCAAACAAAUCUCGCCCGACGAGCUGCUCGAGAAGCAAAGGAGAACGCCUACGACUCGAACAAACUCAUCACCGCCUCCGCGGCUGACACCGUUCCCAAGAAGCAGUUUGUCAAGAUCGGACGGCCAGGAUACAAGGUCAGCAAGGUCCGUGAGCCCGUGUUGGAGGGAGGAGAAGGGGGAAGGCUCGGUCUGCUCUUUCAAGUCUCCCUGCCAGAGAUCAAGGACGGUGUCGUUCCGAUGCAUCGAUUCAUGGGCUCGUUCGAGCAAAAAAUCGAGACUCCAGAUCGCAACUACCAGUAUCUGGUGGUAGCUGCGGAGCCAUACGAAACGAUCGCUUUCAAACUGCAAAGUAGAGAGAUCGACAGGAGGGACACAGGUCUUGUCACAUCCUCGGCCCCGGGAGCAAGGCCAAGGCCAGAACCAUCAACCUGGAGCUACUUUGAUCCGGAUGGAAAGACGUUUUCGGUUCAAGUCAUGUUCAAGUGA
Pseudozyma hubeiensis SY62 is the source of this 714-nucleotide messenger RNA. RefSeq names its product potential splicing factor subunit. Gene Ontology annotation, molecular function: nucleic acid binding; zinc ion binding. Gene Ontology annotation, biological process: spliceosomal complex assembly. The transcript has a single exon. NCBI's taxonomy places the organism in Eukaryota, Fungi, Basidiomycota, Ustilaginomycetes, Ustilaginales, Ustilaginaceae. The coding region runs from base 1 to 714 and encodes 237 amino acids. Gene Ontology annotation, cellular component: nucleus; catalytic step 2 spliceosome; U2 snRNP. The record is from RefSeq and is a predicted model, not a curated record.